Trypanosoma cruzi is the source of this 759-nucleotide messenger RNA. RefSeq names its product 14-3-3 protein, putative. NCBI's taxonomy places the organism in Eukaryota, Euglenozoa, Kinetoplastea, Trypanosomatida, Trypanosomatidae. The transcript has a single exon. Gene Ontology annotation, biological process: signal transduction. Bases 1 to 759 code for a protein of 252 amino acids. The record is from RefSeq and is a predicted model, not a curated record. Gene Ontology annotation, cellular component: cytoplasm.
AUGUCUUCAUUUACCGUUCCUGAGAAACGCGAGCAGCUCAUCAUUAUGGCGAAACUCGCGGAGCAGUGCGAGCGCUAUGAUGAGAUUCUCGUGUGCAUGAAACGAGUGGUAAAACUUAACCCCGUGCUCUCUUCGGAGGAGCGCAACCUCCUCUCUGUGGCGUACAAGAAUGUUAUUGGGGCCCGCCGUGCUUGUUGGCGCAGCAUUACUGCACUCGAGCAGAAGGAGGACAUAAAGAAGGAGAAGAAUAUCACUCUCAUCAAGGGCUUCAAGAGGCAGAUUGAGAAGGAGUUGAGUGAUGUCUGCUCCGACAUACUGGAACUUAUCGAAGAGCACCUCUUACCCAAUGCAAGCACAGAGGAGACAAAGGUUUACUACCUCAAGAUGAAGGGUGAUUACCACCGCUACUACGCCGAGAUUGAGACAAACACGGAGGAGCAGAAGAACAAGGCACUUGAGGCGUACACGCAGGCAAUGCAGUACAACUCCUCGUUGAAGCCUACGAGCCCAAUUCGGCUUGGCCUCGCACUCAACUUCUCCGUCUUCUACUAUGAGAUCCUCAAGAGUCCUGACCGCGGCUGCCAGUUGGCCCGGCAGGCCUUUGAGGAGGCUCUCAGUGACCCCAGCGUGCUCGAUGAGGAGCAGCACAAGGAGGCCGCUCUCAUCAUGCAGCUGCUGCGCGACAACCUUGCGCUGUGGACGGAGGAUGCUCACCCGGAGGGACAAGACGACGGCACUGCCAUGGAGGAGCUCGAGUAG